Molecule: messenger RNA, 2067 nt
Organism: Didymodactylos carnosus
Lineage: Eukaryota; Metazoa; Rotifera; Eurotatoria; Philodinida; Philodinidae
Source: the annotation of a GenBank genome assembly
AUGUCUACUCACCGUACAGACGAUAGCGAGGAAGAAUUCGAAAGUGCCGAUGAAGGCGACAACAAUGACUGGGUGGAUUCAAAACAUAGUGAAAACGGGAAGAAAAUUAAUGUUAACAUCGACAAUACAGUCAAUGAGAACAAAACAACUAUUGGCCAAAUUACUAAUGAUCUGAGAUCUCUUGAAAUUCAUACUGACAAUACAAAACAAGAACCUCUAACAGAUAUUGAAGAAAAAGAUAUAGUAUCAAGUGGCAUGGAAGACUGGUCCAUUUGGCCAACAUCCGAUACAAUACCUGAAGUAAAUAAACAAACUGAUGAUCAUCUAGUCCACGCGUCAGUAGAAAGCAUCAAGACUCAUCUUCAGCAUCAAGACUCAUCUUCUUCGACAUCUUUAUCCUCAACAGCAGAUAAAAAACAGUCAUCAGCACAUUCAGAUAACGACAGUUCAUCAUUUGAAGAAAAAAAUGAUAAUCGAUAUUCUCAACAGCGAAAGAAAUAUCGGAAAAAUAGGUGUGAUUCAAACAAUGACGAUGGUGAAUCAAAGAAAGUUAUAACACGUCCUUCUCGUGAAACAACGACAAACGAGGAGAAGACCACUAUAAACGUUGAAAAACAACAGCAACAACAUAAUGCUCAAGAAGCUCGCCGUCUUUUCGAUAACUUGUCAGAACAAUCACCAACAAGCACGGUAAGUAACUUUUUAUUAUCAUUUUGGUGCAGAAGUUUUACUGCUGUCAUUGAGUCUGUUGAAAGUAGCUUGGGGGCGCCUGAUCCACAACAGUUGGCAGAAAUGAACCGAAUGGCGUUCAAAAUUAAAGGCGAAGCAUCCGAUAGUGAAACAGAAGGUACGUUUCUCAAUUCGGGUUCCACAUUACUUUAUAUGGACUUUGUACCUUUAGAAUCAGAUGCACAACAACAACAACAACAACAACAACAACAGCAACAGCAGAAUGAUCUAAUCGUAAAUCAAGGUGGUUGGCUAAGUUCUUUAAGCAUCGACAAAAUCACAACAACUGUGCGUGUUAUAAAGAUCAUACUGAUACAUUUUACAUUGUUUUUUGUGUUACAGGGUAUGCAGAUUGUUUCGGGAAGUUUAGAUGUGCUGGAAACUGUUGGAAAGAAAACAUUUGAAGUAAUCAAUGAAGCUGAUCCAGAAUUAAAAGGGACAAGACGUUUGUUAGCGGGAAGACAAGAUUCCGUAACACUAUCUGAAAUAAUUCGUGAAGCACAGCAACAUGAUACUAGUGAUAAUUCGUCAAAAUCUAAGAAUGAUAGUGUAACGUUUAUUCAUCUAUUUGAAAAAAAUCAAGGUUUGGCACAUUUGGAAGCCUUAGAAAUAUUAUCAUCUCAAGCAGCAAGUAAAAUAGAAACACUUGAUUAUCGUAAUAGAGAAUUGCUAGAAAAAAUAGCCGUCUUCUUCGAUAUGGAAAACGAUAAAAUCGACGAUAACUCUAACGGUGAUACAAUGAACACUAUUGAGAAUCAAAUUCCCACUAUAGAUGAUUUAUCAGUCAAAUUUACAACAUAUCAAACACAGCUACGUUCAACAGUAUCCGUAGAUAAAGUGCUGGAAGUUUAUCAGUCAGCAAAUGAAUUUAUAAGCGAAUGGGAUUGGAUGGAUACGACGCUGGAUCAGAAAACAUUACACGACGAAGCAAUAGAUUGUUUAGCAAUAUUAUGUUCUCGUAUCGUUGAAUAUUAUCGUAAAUCGGCUGAAUUAUUUUUAAUAGGUUGUAAAAGUUUAACAUCAUUUUCUGUUGAUAUUGAACUAUUAAAACUGUAUCAGAAACAACAAUCUGACUUUGCAAAUAUGUUAUCAGGAAUUCCCACAUUAUUUGCUAAACAUAUGAAACGUCUUCAAAAUAUACCAUCAAAUUCAACAAAAAAUAGUGAAGCACCAGUACGCUGUGAUGUCCAAUACAAACAUCAACUAAUCACAGAUUUAUUUAUACAAUCCGCAAGUUCAGUGACUUAUGCACAGGAUUCAUAUUGUCUAUUGAAACCAGUUGUUCAACAAUCGAUUAUUUAUCAUAUGAGUACAACGACAAUAUUAACUGGCCGUUAG